AGCGCGCGCGGGACGGCCGUUGGGCUCGCGGGCGGCGACCGUUGGGCUCGAGGGCGCCGGCCGUUGGGCUCGCGGGCGGCGGGGGCAAGCCCAGCGCGGGGCCAUGGGGGCGAAGCUGCGGCUCCUCUGCGCCGCCGCCGCGCUGCUGUGCGCGGCGCUGCCGGGGCGGCUCAGCGCCCGCAGCGCCGCCGCCGUGCUCGCCGGGGGCGAGGGGGAAGGGUACGUGGUGAAGCUGUGCGGCCGGGAGUUCAUCCGCGCCGUCAUCUUCACCUGCGGCGGGUCCCGCUGGAAGCGGCUCUCCCUGCUGGCCGUGGAGCCGCCGCCCGCGGCCGAUUUUGUUGAAACAGCAAGUAACAAACUACUGGGAAACCUAAAGUUGCAGUCAGUUCCGGGUCCUGAACUGGAGCAGCUGCAGAGAAGCAGCCCCCUGCUUGGAUGGGAGACACUGAAAGACUUUUAUGAUUUAAAUGACUAUAAUGAAUAUGUACCCAUGGCAGAUGACUUCAAAGAACUUAGUCGCCAGAUAGAAGAAGCUGUUCAGAAGGACAGGGGAGGAACAGGAAUUGCAGACCCCAUGGGAUCAAACAAUUUCCUCUGGGCCAAGUAUCCCAGAAGAAAACGGGAAUCCCUGGGUUUGGCAGGAAUGUGUUGCAAAUGGGGCUGUACGAAAGCUGAAAUUAGUACUAUAUGCAGAGUUUAAAAUUCUGCCUGUGCUUAUUUUAGAUACAUAGAAUCAGUGUUAGUGGCAGUGCUACUUGUUUGAGUACUGUAUGGAGGAAGAAAACUCGUACUGUAUUUUAUUUUGUCUGUAAACCCCAGUAAAUGCUGCUGGUUUUCUUUAAAAAAAAGAAAAAAAAAUCCACAAAUGUAAUUGUAAUGACUUUGUUUUGUUGCAGUAACUUUUGAUCUAUAUUUUUUACUAAACCUUUACAAUUCCUUUUAAUGUCUAGUCUUUAAACUUACAGCACAAAUCUAAUAUCAUAUAUUUGUAACACUUGAACUUCAGUGUUUCAUUAAAGAGUAAUUAU
Dromaius novaehollandiae (emu) is the source of this 1028-nucleotide messenger RNA. Its product is annotated as relaxin-3-like. The record is from RefSeq and is a predicted model, not a curated record. The transcript has 2 exons. Gene Ontology annotation, cellular component: extracellular region. Gene Ontology annotation, molecular function: hormone activity. Lineage: Eukaryota; Metazoa; Chordata; Aves; Casuariiformes; Dromaiidae. The coding region runs from base 104 to 700 and encodes 198 amino acids.